AUGGAUCUCGCCAUCGACUUCGAGGCCGCGCGCCUCGCGAACAUGCAAGAAAAACAAAAGCUGCUCGAGUCACUCAACUUACUUACCUCGAACGUAAAACCAGGAGACCUGGAUGCAAGGGAGACGAAAAAGCCGCCCGCAAAGAGACGGAGAGGAGCCACCAGUCCCAGCCCAGCGCUGAAGCCGCCAUCCAGGACAUCUGCUCGAAUCGCCGCGGCGGGCGGCCAUGUGUCUUACAACGAGGACACCAAAGGCCCAGUCGACAUAGACAAAGCCAUGGACGACCGCUCAUCGCGAGGAACAAGGACCAGAAACACUCGCAAGGCCCGAACCUCUCGCCGUGAUCAUCACUCUGACGCAACCCAACGCGCCUCAUCAAUCCCAAAGCCCCUCUCGCCCCUGCUACCCACCGACCUCCCCUCUCUCAUUCAGUACUACAACUCGUGGACGCCCUCGGCGGGUCCGCCGACGCAGGACCCGGAAACGCAGGGCUACCACUUCGCCUCGCACCCGGCGUUCCGGCCCAACAAGUCGCCGCUGGACAUCCUCCAGGAGGGCGCCUUCGGGGGCAGCUUCUUCGCGCCGUGGCACAGCCGCACGCUGGGGCUGACGCUGGCGGACGACCACCUGGCGACGCUGCCGGCGGGGUGGCUCGCGACGCUGCAGCCGGCGGAGAAGUACAUCACGGCGGCGCGCUACGAGGCCACGCUCAACCGCCACGGCCGGGCGUGCGGGCAGACGCUGGCGCAGUGGGAGGCCGCCGGGUGGCUCGACUUCCGCCACGACCCGCGCGGCUGGUUCGAGUGGUACAUCCGCUUCUGGCUCGGGCGGCGGCUCGACGACGGCGAGGACGAGCGGCAGGUCGGCCGGUGGCUGAGAUGCGUCGGCCCCCGGGGCCGGUGGAGGAGGAUGCUGCUGAAGAAGUAUGUCGAGAUGGGGGUGCGGAGUGUUUUUGACGACGGGGGUGGCGACGACGAUGACCCAGGGGCCGGUGACGACCAGCACGAGAGCACGGUCAGUCCGGUCAUCCACCAGACUUGUCUGCAGUGGGGGUAUCAGGUCACACAGGAGGACUUGGACGAUGCGUGGCGCGAGAGGAGGGGAGGAGCAGGAUAA
This is a messenger RNA of Cladophialophora immunda, 1116 nucleotides long. RefSeq lists its product as uncharacterized. Bases 1 to 1116 code for a protein of 371 amino acids. Lineage: Eukaryota; Fungi; Ascomycota; Eurotiomycetes; Chaetothyriales; Herpotrichiellaceae. The record is from RefSeq and is a predicted model, not a curated record. The transcript has a single exon.